AUGAAUAACGAACUCAAAAUUGACACCAGAAUGGGAGGACAACCAUCAUCAAUUACAAUAGAACGAGAUCAUACAGUAAUCUAUAUUGCUGACAUGGCACAUCAAGCAAUUACAUACAAGCAAUUAAAUUAACUGUCAUCAACUAAUCAACUCUAAGAAGGAGCCAAGGAUUUUGUCACUGAAUAUGAAGGAAUGCCUUUCUUGGGUCCCAAUUAAGUUAUCAUCUCGUAUGUCACCUUAAAUGCAAUAUUUUUUACAGAUUCAGGUCCUUUUGGGGAAACUAGUGUUGAAAACCCAAUUGGCUCAGUUUUCAUGGUUGACGUAGACGGUCCAGAAAUCAAGCCAACUGCCUUAGCAUACAGAUGUUUAGCCCAUCCAAGUGGUUUGGCUUUGAGUCAUGAUGAGAAGAACUUAUUUGUCAGUGAGACAUGUGAGAAUCGUAUCAUAAGGUUUGUGCUUACAAAUUCUGGGAUCUACGCAUUUAGUGUGUAUCAUUAAUUUUCAGGCAGGUUUGGACCCACAGCACUUGUAAUUUCUCAAUCGGAUUUCCUUUAUGUUGCUCGUUAUGAAUUUUCAGUAGGCAAUGAACACGAUGUGGGUUUGAUAUCCGUUUUAAAUCCUUAAGGCUAACUUUUAGAAAACAUUCUGAUUCCAGGAAGUCCAGAAAUAACAGGAAUGUGCUUUUCCAUCAUUAAACCAACUAACCUCUAUUUGACUGACAAUUCAAAUGGAUCCAAUCGGUUGAUCAAAUGUGUCAUUCCUUUGGAGGAUAAGGACGAAGAAAAGAAGAAGAAGGACAAGGACUCUUACAAGGUUAAGUGA
Molecule: messenger RNA, 822 nt
Organism: Paramecium tetraurelia
Lineage: Eukaryota; Ciliophora; Oligohymenophorea; Peniculida; Parameciidae
Exons: 3
Source: RefSeq, a predicted model, not a curated record